GGAGCCCAAAGAAGAAGGAGGAGGAGCGCUGUCAUGGCGGCCAAGGUGGUGAUGGUGGCCGUCCCGACGGUGCUGGGAAUAGCCUCCAUCCGUGUGUACACCGUGAAUGAAGUGCCCGCUGAUGGGCUGGUUACUCGAGAACGGCUCAACGUCUACACACCGCUACCGCAGUCACCUCAGGUUAGGUUUGUUCCAGAGAGUCCAGGUGUGAUUGAGAGUGGGUUAACCACUGCCAGAGAGGGCGUGCUACCAUUCGUCCGGGCUGUAAAGGGUGCCUGUGUCUCUGUGAAAAGGGGAGGUGUUAAUCUCUACCACACAGGACAGGAUGUAUUCUAUUACUUGAAAGACCCUCCCCCGGGUUUUCUGCCCAGAUUUGGCACCAUCACCAUGGCUGGCCUGCUUGGCAUGUUCUUGGCACGGAAAGGCUCUCGUUUCAAGAGGGUAGCGGUUCCACUGGGCCUGAUGAGCGCAGGAGCGUCAGUGUGCUACCCGGCCCAGACUGUGGCUGUAUUUAAGGUGACAGGUAAGAAGGUGUACGCUGCAGGGAAGUGGAGCGGCGCUGCAGUGUCCUCACUGUUUACCUCCAAGGAACCUGUUGCCAAAGAGAUUGUCGCUUCACAGCCACAGUCAGCUACGGUACCAAAUCCAGAGCCUGCAGUGGCUGAGGAGGCCUCAGACCCCAGUUCCCCUACAGAGACGCCAGCAAAGAGCCCCACCAUCCCAGACAUCGAGGUGGAAUCAGCUGAGGCUGUUCCUAUCUCUGAAGAACCCGUAGUCGCUGUCACAACAGAGGAAGAGUCAUCAGUAAUAUCCCCCGACCAGGCCCCAACAGAGACAAGCACAGAUCCUUUGGCAAAUUCUGUGCCAUCAGAGACGGAGGCCGCUCCUCCCUCUGAAGCGUCACCAGCCCCCGUUGAAAGCGCGGAAGCGUCCGAUGCAAAACAAGCAGCUGAGGACGUCUCCGCUGUCCCAAGCCCGGCCGAACCCACACCGAGCUCCGAGCCGGAGACGAUAGAGGUCGUUCCAGUCGAGUCUGUUUCAGCUGAACCUGCUCCAGUCGAGUCAGCUCCAGUUGAACCUGUUUCAGUCGAGUCUGUUCCAGUUGAGUCCGUUCCAGUCGAGUCCGUUCCAGUCGAAUCUGUUCCAGUCGAGUCUGCUCCUUCCUUUGAAGAACCAUCUGCUCCGAAGGCCUCAGACGAGCCAGCAGUGCCAGUUGUUGAAUCAGCUGAGCCCAGACCUGCUGCUGAACCUGCUGUGGAGGAGACACCAACCCCGACGCUCCCACCACCACUACCACCACUACCACUGCCACCUCUCGAACAGCCUGCCGCGGAGAACAGCAAAGAGGGCUCUGGUUUCAAGCCAGACCCUUCUCUCAUGGACUUCGGCCAGUCUAACCCUGAGGAUGAGGACUUGUACAGCACACGCAGCUGAGAGACCACAGGAAGAAACCUCAUUCCCCACACUGCCAUCUUCUAUCUGAUCCAAAUCGACAAACACUCUGUAUCAUUAUGCAGCGUAAAUAGGCCAUUUUGGAAGCAAACGCAGUUAGAAAGACUUUAAUCAACAUUUCCAUUCUCAUUUCAUCUGCCCACCUCAGUUCCAGUUCCACAGAAAACAUCCAAGUUCAUUUGCAUUGCAGCAGCGGCGCAAUGAAUUCCGGUACACAAAAACCGAAUCGGUUUGCGUGGGACAGAAACCUGGAGAAAAAAAAAUAAACGACACCCACAAGCCUUUUAAAUCACAAAUGGCAGAUUGUGAAAUUUUCUCUGUGUCAUUGAACAAUUCCUGGCUUUUUUUCAGCUACAGCUUCACAGUCAUGAAUGCAUGGUGCUUUUAUUUAUUGUAAUUUAGCCCAGUGCGUUGUAAGUUCUGCACAUGUGCUGAUAAUGAUUGCAAGAUGGGACUAGCGCUGAUCCGUUUUGUUACAUCGGAAAUUGUCUUCACUUGUUGAGUUAGGAACUCUAAAUAAAUCUAUAUUUUUCAAGAAUUAA
This is a messenger RNA of Stegastes partitus (bicolor damselfish), 1994 nucleotides long. It is a transcript of the gene apool, whose product is annotated as apolipoprotein O-like. Gene Ontology annotation, cellular component: MICOS complex. The transcript is spliced from 11 exons. Gene Ontology annotation, biological process: cristae formation. Bases 34 to 1434 code for a protein of 466 amino acids. NCBI's taxonomy places the organism in Eukaryota, Metazoa, Chordata, Actinopteri, Pomacentridae. The record is from RefSeq and is a predicted model, not a curated record.